AUGCCGUGGAGUGCUCAGGGAGUUUCCACCGGACGUAGGCAAUGGCGGGACUACGAACGGGAGAUUCAGCUCGAGUAUAGGGGACUGCCGCGCGAGAACUUCACUUUAGUAACCUUCACAGAGGAUGCCUUGUCACCUCUAGGGAUUGAUGGAGGUCAUUGUGAUAGCUACGAGGACAAGCUAGAGGACAUCAGCGGACAUUGUGUAUCAGGACAACUACGCCAGCGACAAGGUAGUAGUGAGAAUGAUCACCACUACACCAUCCAGGCCACCGAGCAGAGUAGAAAUGCUAUCAUCUAUAAGCAGCUGAUAUCAUUGGACAUCGGGAAGCGCCCGAUCGAGGCUCCGGGAUCAUCCGUCGGGAGGGACUGA
Aspergillus niger is the source of this 372-nucleotide messenger RNA. RefSeq lists its product as uncharacterized. The transcript has 4 exons. NCBI's taxonomy places the organism in Eukaryota, Fungi, Ascomycota, Eurotiomycetes, Eurotiales, Aspergillaceae. The record is from RefSeq and is a predicted model, not a curated record. The coding region runs from base 1 to 372 and encodes 123 amino acids.